Molecule: messenger RNA, 1184 nt
Organism: Solea solea (common sole)
Lineage: Eukaryota; Metazoa; Chordata; Actinopteri; Pleuronectiformes; Soleidae
Exons: 8
Coding region: 234-1184 (316 amino acids)
Molecular function (GO): protein binding
Source: RefSeq, a predicted model, not a curated record
CUGAAGACGAGCUGAAGACGAGCUGAGGACGAGCUGAGGAUGAGCUGAAGACGAGCUGAAGACAAGCAGCUAACAAUGCUAACAUGCUCAAGUUUGUAUUGGACAAAGUGACAAACAUUGGCCUGAAGGUGGCGCCACAUCAGAACAUCAGAGUGGUUGUGAUUCAUGCUGAGGGAACAUGAACACAUGAACAAGUGUUACCAGCAGGGGGUGCUGUUUUAUUAUUCAUUGACAUGAGACAAGACAUGGAGGACGGUCUCACUGAUCUGCUCUCCAGUGUCCUCGAUGACCUACGUGAUGAUGUCAUCAAAAACAUCAGUGGAGCUCAGCCGUUACAUCAGCUGCUCAGGUCACCGUGGCUUCACGCCAUGAUGAAGGUUUAUGAACGUCUGUUACACUUCCAGCAGCUGAUGCCCCGCCCACUCCUGCUGUAUGCCUCACAACUCUCACACGAGAUCAUCACUGUGAUACAAAACAGUCCCCGCCCAUCAGCUGACACCAGAGAGCUGCUCCGCCUCCUCAACUCACCACAUAUACAGGCUGUGCUGUGGUCACAUGACAGUGUGUGUCAGUCAGACGAUGGACUCGUGUCUCCGUGUCUUCCUGAUGAGGACAAACCUCAGAUCGCGAGCGAGCGCAGAGCGGGUGCAGGGGGCGGAGUCUCGGUGGGCGACACCCGUCGUCUCACGCUGGAUCGUCUUGUCCCUGCCGGGAGGGCGUGGUCAGGGAAGGAGCUCAGAUUGACAGAGAGUGAAGUCAGACCCCGGCGGCGUCCUGAGCCUGAGGAGCUAGUGGAGCAGAGCCGUGUGGACGAGCUCAGGUCCACGGUCCAGACUGUGGCCGUCAGGAUGGAGAAGACGUCUCACAGCGUGGAGGACAGCGUCCAGGCUCUCAACCUUCUGACAGACGUGCUGGACAAACUGCAGGGACAUGUCACGGCCGGCAGACGCUUGUCACCUCCUCCACGAGUCCCCUCAGUGUCUCCAAAACUUCCCACGCCUGAUCCACGGCACCAGGGUUCUCUGGUGGCGGUUAGCGCCCCCCACAGGCCGAGUGGUAGAAACGCACAGAUGAGGCUCAACAACGGGUCGGUUGCUAGGAUUUCUCUGGAUGAAGAGCAGGAAGAUCACGACACGGGCUGUCUGAGGUCCAAGACGAGGAAGACGAGGAAGAUGAGAUCGUAA